GGUAGAGGAUUUUUCACGAGAAUGUUAAGGGCUCAUUUGUGUCUGGUUCUGCGGUGGCUGCAGAGUAGUUUGUCCAUUUAGCUUGCUGACUUUUAUUUUUGAAGUAACGUCACUUGUCUGUUCUCUGUGCUUGCCUGGAUCUAGUUUGUCUGUGUUCUUAUUUAAGAUAGAUAGACUUAAUUGCAGUGCUAAUGUAAACCCAUAUUUUCAGGCUUUGACAUUUCCUUAUUCAGUGCAGUGCAGUGUUGUAUUUGGGUAGCUAGCUAGAAUUAGCCAGCAACUUGCUGGCUUGGAGGGGUGAAAUGGCAACGGUUACUGUUCCAGCAAAUACCAGUGUGUUUCUGCUGGAUAUUGAAGGCACUACCACACCAAUCACCUUUGUAAAGGAUAUACUGUUUCCCUACAUCAAGGAGCAUCUUGAGGAUUAUUUGUCAGAUCACUGGGAAGAGGAUGAAUGCAAGCAGGACGUGCAUCUUCUAAAGAAACAGACAGAGGAAGAUCACAGACUGAACCGAGCAGGCCCAGUGCAUGCUGUGGACCAGACAGUGCACACUGACGAGGAGAAGGCCAUCCGAGAGGUAGUGGAUAAUGUCCUGUGGCAGAUGGCCGCUGACAGGAAGACCACCGCACUCAAACAGCUGCAGGGGCACAUGUGGAGGGUUGCGUACAACACUGGGAAAAUCAAAGGCGAAGUGUACCAGGAUGUAGUACCGGCCAUCAGAGGGUGGCGAAGGCAGGGGAUGAAAGUCUACAUCUACUCCUCAGGGAGUGUGGAGGCACAGAAGCUGCUGUUUGGAUACUCUGUGGAAGGAGAUCUUUUAGACCACUUCGAUGGGCAUUUCGACACAAACAUUGGGGCUAAAGUGGAAAGCAAAAGCUAUGAGAGGAUCGCAGAACGGAUAGGCUGCGCGCCUGAAGAGAUCAUGUUCCUGACGGACGUCACAAGAGAGGCAAAGGCUGCCGAGGAGGCGGGCUUGAACGUGGCGGUGGUGCUGAGGCCAGGCAACCUGGAGCUGACGGAUGAGGAGCAGGCCCACUACAGCACCAUCACCUCCUUCAGCCAGCUGGAGCUCAGCAGCAGACCUUAACAUAGACGCCACAGACACCUGCACGACUCCUCCUCCUCUAGCUUUCCCUUUCCUCAGUCUCUCUUGCCAACAUUUCCUUUGGAUGUCUUUUCGUAUUUUUCUUUCCUUCUUUUUUUUUUAUUAAGUCUUUAUUUAUGUGGAAAGGUAAAGUGCUGGUCUCAGAUAAUGUUUAGUGAAAGGAUGACAAAAAGAAACUGUGUUUGAGAGAAAGCGGUGUGGUUAGUACAGUGCUACCACAGAACCUGCCAUAAAGAUGUGUGAGGCGAUCUGAAUGUUCCAGUUCUUUGGUUCCACUUAUGAAUAAAAGUUUUUGAAGAAUGAUGGUGGCAAGUGCCAAACAGGUCAUAGUGAAAUGUCCUGGUUUCAACCAGGAUUUCUGUCAGUCCUAGAAAACAGUAGUAUAAAAUCAGUGUUAUGUGUGUGUGUGUGUGUGUGUGUGUGUGUAUUAUGAGAGCAGGGAUCCCUCAAAUUCAUUCCCUCAUUCGACUUCAUAAUAGUCAUCCUCCUCAUUGGUGCAACAUAUUCUAAAUCCAUGUUCAUAGUAAAUUGAGUGGAUGCUCUGUCUAAGUGACAUACCACAUGAGUGAAUGUUUUUGUAUGUGUCUUGUGUGUGGGGGUGGGAGCAUACUGUUUGCAUGACGUUACUUUGAUUUGUAGAAGAGUGUCCAGCAAACUAUUUGUAGCACUGAAAUUAUGCAGACAUAAUGGCUCUCUAUCAUGUUCACAAGCCCCCUGAAUGAGGACACAAUAAUCUGAAACAGGAGUCACUGUGAUAUAACUGAUUUGCGGCAACAUUUUAAUAAUCUGAAAUAUUACAAAGGUUGUCAUUACAUUUUUUUUUAAGUAUCAAGAACUUGUAGCUACAGUAUUAUGUUUGAUUGGAGUACUGUAUUGUGAUGACCUGAAAUGAAAUCCCUUCUUUGUUCUUUUGAUGGAAGAUCAAGAAUGUGAGUUUGUUAAAAGUCUAAGAUGGUAUGCAUUUGUGUUCUUCUCAGUGGCACUUGAGACACCUGUGAGAUUUUGCGAAUAGGAAGUAAACACAUGGAAAACAUCCUA
This is a messenger RNA of Alosa sapidissima (American shad), 2144 nucleotides long. It is a transcript of the gene enoph1, whose product is annotated as enolase-phosphatase 1. The record is from RefSeq and is a predicted model, not a curated record. NCBI's taxonomy places the organism in Eukaryota, Metazoa, Chordata, Actinopteri, Clupeiformes, Clupeidae. The transcript is spliced from 6 exons. Gene Ontology annotation, molecular function: acireductone synthase activity; magnesium ion binding. The coding region runs from base 303 to 1088 and encodes 261 amino acids.